Molecule: messenger RNA, 3899 nt
Organism: Dicrocoelium dendriticum
Lineage: Eukaryota; Metazoa; Platyhelminthes; Trematoda; Plagiorchiida; Dicrocoeliidae
Source: the annotation of a GenBank genome assembly
AUACAGCUAUCGCGCUUGCAAUCGAAGUGGGAUUUUUGCCUCUUCGGUUUUUCCAACGUGAAGGGAUCCGGAAUACGCCCUUCCUGAUAGUUUUUGCUUCCAUCACUCCAGCAGCCAUCACAAUUUCGUUCCAAAGAGAUGGACUGUAGUUACCGUUCCUCUUCAAGCUCACAAAUGCCAUUUGGCAUCCUGUGUCAUGAUGACUGAAGAUCUCUUCCGUCCGGAGGCGGCCUGUUUGCCAGCCGGGAGGUACGAGUUUAAAGACUCUGGAAUUUACAUCGGUGAAUGGUUGAAUGAAAAAGCUGUCGGACUGGGCUUGAUCACCAAGGACAAGUGCCAAGGGGAAUAUACGGGGCUUUGGGAUGCAGGAAUGGAGAAGAGUGGCGUGUUUUUGUGGCCGAAUGCCCCAGGAGCUAUGUACGAGGGCGAGUGGGCAAACAAUCGGCGCAACGGCCACGGAGUGUUUACCCGAGAGGACUGGGUGAUAAAGGGCAAGUUUUCCGAAGAUUUCAUAUCCAUUGGUAUCAAGUGUAAAGAGAAUUCCAUCGGACGAUUCGAGGGGGAAUUCGAAAAUGGUUUUCCAAGCUUCGGUGUGGAGACAUAUGCAGAUGGAGGAUCGUAUGCUGGUGAGUACAAGAAUGGAAUCCGUGAGGGCUUGGGAGUACGCACAUCAAUUCCAUAUGGAGAGGUGAUAAAUUUCUUCCCUGAAGAAGCAGCCCUCGCCGCAGAGAUGGCUUUGAAAGCGAAACGUGUUGGAAGUCCACCAGGGUUGGAAAGAGGAAGACUCACUCGCCAAGGUAGUCUGUUCAGUCAGCGUUCGGGAGAUAACGCAGAAGUAGAAAACGGUGAACUUUUAGACGACGACGACGACUACGACGAGGAUGAAUUGUACAUCAAUCGCAAACAGACACCGAACACUGCCAGCCCUACUGGUGGUGGAAUGCGGGACUUGCGGAUGUCGACAAAAUUUCGCUGUGGUUUUGUAUUAUCCUCUCAAAGGAGUGAACUAAUACAGCGCCGUCAGCUCAAAUUGGUCGGAGCUAAAGUUUCAAGGAAGUCCCGGGACCGCAGCAACAGGUCUGGACACACUAGGGCAAGAUCACUGACCAAUCUAUUCCACCGGUCAGCCAGCCGCGAGUCUAUUCCCCGUGUGAAGCGUCAGGGAAGUGCAUCGGAACGAUCCACUCGCAAAGCGCAACAUGAGGCCACGGCAGAAUCCGUCUUCAACCUUGAUCUGGAUGAUGCGAUAGACCCGGAGACGAUAGAAACGUUUGCUGGACAGUGGGGCGGAGACUUCCGGCACGGCUACGGUGUAUGUGAACGCUCGGACGGUGUGACCUACGAGGGUCAGUGGUUCAAAAAUCAGCGACACGGUUAUGGGCAAACUCACUUUCAGGACGGCACGUGUGAACAAGGCCGCUAUCACUACGGUCGCUUGGUGUUCCUAGCCUGGCAGAAAGGCACCAAGCCACAUUUGCUUUUGUACAAUUACCACAUAAAGAUGGAAGUGGCAGGGGCGGUGAAGCGUGCUCGAGUGAUAGCCGAACAGGCAAGGAUGCGGGCAAACGAAGCAACUGAGAACUUAGAGAACGUAAACACUGCGGUGGACAAAGCCCAAAGAGCAGCCGAGUUGGCUAGGGAGUAUUCACUUGAAACGCGGGAGCUAGUCAAAGAAAUGUAUCCAGAUUUCGAACAACCUGGAAUCAAGUACCUAGACGAUAUGGUGCGUUUGAUGCGAGUUACCAAGCAUGGAAACCAAGCAUUUGAGUCCGCGCUGCAAGCAGCCCAAGACGUCCUCGCUGGAGUUACUUCAGGUGCAGCUGCUGAUCAGGAUGGAGCUACCGAGAAGUCACCAAAGCAAAAGCACCAAACCAGCAACAGUCUGGACUUACCUCAGGAAUCAGGAAGUCCAAUAUCACGAGCUGGGUCCUACCGAGCGCGGCGUAAAUCCAGGCACCAUAGUCAGCACGAAAAGAGGCAACGUGACCCGGAGUCAGGACAGCAUGUACCAAUAAAAGACCAUACGAAUGAGUUUCCAUUCCAGUACGGGAGCAAUGCUGACUACCCAACCGGUAUGCAACCGCUAACUCUCACGGUGCCCAAGAUCAACUACGACCUAAAUGCAUCUCCUCAGCUGUCGAGCGCGUUAGCCGACGGGUCCGUGCAUCGAGACAAAGCGAAUGGGCGACCACGUGAACCAGCGCACACAAUGUUCCUCGAUGUCCCCGACAGACAUGGCACUCAUGGCUGGGACGACCUGAAUGACGAUGACAGUGAAAUGGACCAUACCGACGGUGACCAAUUUCGGAUCACGCGAAGCCCGUCAGUGGCCACCACCUAUGUAACCAUUCCUUGUGUAACGGAUCUUCACCCCGAGUCGGAAAUACCAAGCGUCCCUCUCUCCAAACUGAUUUCAAAUGCCAAUCUGAUGCAUGACCACUUUUCACACUACGCUAACGUCACCUCAGCCAACUCCCCCAAGUUGAGUACUCCUAGUCCCAGUCCUGUAGAACCAGGAGGUCAUUCACCAAACCUGAGUCCAGAGCUGGAGAUGAGAGAGCGGAUGCAGCAAUAUACUGGGACAGAGACGGAAGAGACUGGAACACACUCUGGUCUUUGUCGGCGUCGGACUGUACCCGCAUUCCUCACACAGCGUCCCAUAUUGCCAAACGGAAAGCAGACCUCUUCUAGAGCUUCACAACCCAAUAAAAAGAAUGUUCAUCAACAUCAACUGAGUCAGACGAAUGGCUUUCCACCUCCAAAUUCCAUGGAAAUUCAACCGAGUACUCCGACGUCUUUGAUUGGUUCGAAACGCAUCGGCGCGCAACCCGGUAUCCUUGUUGAUCGGAAUCGUGUGUGCCUAGGGCUUGCGGCCAGAGAGUUGUUAUUGGAGAAGGACGAUGAUGAAGAGGAGGAAGAGUUCGUUAUCUACUUGGUCGACGAGGGAGUUAGGAAACGAGUACACGCCGAGCCAAAUUAUAAGAAACCUAAAGAGAAAUGCCAGGCACCGGUCAUAGAGCAACAGCAAGCAGUUGUGAUGAACGCAAUCGAGGAGGGACCAAAAUUGCUCGCCUUGACAUACGGGGAAAGCAGUCCAGAGAUCGCCACAAAGCAAACAACCGUUGAAGAACCCACGAGCUCUAGUCCGAAGCAGCCGAUGGUGGUUGGCAACGUUAUGCUAGAGGAUGUUCAAGACGAAUUGGUGCCUCUAACAACGCACUUCCGUGAAUCCCGGUUGGAUGUAAGACAGACCGGUGCACGAUAUAGCGUGCCGAACGUUAGUGAACAUCAAAUUCACACAAUCCCACCGGGACUUUCGCCGGAAGAACUGUCUCAGCUGAGCAGGGAAUCCGAAACAAAACGGGCCGAAGAAUGGGCACGAAGGCAGCAAGGAGAGAUUGUGAUCCAUUUGACAGAUCUCUGGGAUUGGUGCAGCCGGAAUUUCGUGACCUUCAUCAUUCUUCUUAUAAACGGAACGCUAGCUUAUUUAUUUGCCAUGCUAGUGUACGAAGGAGAAAAGGAUGAAAGAUAGAGAGCACUCCGGCGAUGUCAUUUCAAUCAGACUAUGUGAAGCCCGCAGAAAAAUGCUCCUCAUAUACUCCGGCAAAAAAUCUGCGGAGACAGUUACUGUGAUGCCGCUGAGUAUGAGUCUGUAAACGAAUAUUUCCCUAUUUUUCUAAACCAUUCGCGAAAACCCUUUCCAGCGGCCAACCAGGUGAGAGGAGUGGACUCAACAUAAUUAGAAUUCCAUAUACAACGGGGUUGAGAGCUCCAAUCGAAUUUGGCACACAAACGCCAGCAAAUUUGCUCAAGCAGGAAUUUAGAUACAGUUCGUCUGACUGAUUCAUAAUGUACAGAACGGUGUUUUCUUUCAUAUGACAAUAGAUAUAUUUUUAUUU